AUGAAAUUCUCUACUGCUCUAGUCGCCGCCGUCGUUCCAGCCGUUGCCAUGGCGCAAUUCGCCAAUGUCACCUCAUCGUCGGCCACAAGUGAAUUGCCAACUUUGGGUCCAAAUGGCACCCAGAUCACCUCUUUGCCAACGAGUGUGCCACCAACCAUCGGUCCAAACGGCACCCAGAUCACCUCUUUGCCAACGAGUGUGCCACCAACCAUCGGUCCAAACGGCACUCAGAUUACGACCUCUUUGCCAACCGGCCCAGGUGGAUACAACUCUACCAACUACAUCACCACGACCGAGGUUGUUACGGAGUACACCACCUACUGUCCAUACCCAACCACCUUCACUGAGAAUGACGUGACCUACACCGUGACUGCUCCAACUACUUUGACUAUCACCGACUGUCCAUGUACCAUCACCACGGUCAUCCCAUCUCCAACUUUGUCUCCAGAACCAAGCUCUGCAACCACUUCUUCCAGCCAAACUAUUCAACCAGCUCCAAAUGCUGGUAACAACAUGGUCGUUCCAUCUAUCAUGGGUGUCGCUGGUGUCGCUUGGUUAUUGCUAUAA
Molecule: messenger RNA, 567 nt
Organism: Zygotorulaspora mrakii
Lineage: Eukaryota; Fungi; Ascomycota; Saccharomycetes; Saccharomycetales; Saccharomycetaceae
Exons: 1
Coding region: 1-567 (188 amino acids)
Biological process (GO): fungal-type cell wall organization
Cellular component (GO): fungal-type cell wall
Molecular function (GO): structural constituent of cell wall
Source: RefSeq, a predicted model, not a curated record